Peromyscus maniculatus bairdii (prairie deer mouse) is the source of this 2306-nucleotide messenger RNA. NCBI's taxonomy places the organism in Eukaryota, Metazoa, Chordata, Mammalia, Rodentia, Cricetidae. The record is from RefSeq and is a predicted model, not a curated record.
UUUCUGAGUUAAUAAAAGGAGGGUUCAGUUUACAUGCUCAUAGUAAAUACACCUGCAGAAGCAGGAAAUGGUCUGGUGCAGGCCGUACCUUCAGACGCAGACGGGAAGAGAGGAGACCUCCAAGGCUGCAGGGAUGAAGUACUCCCUGCCUUUCCUAGUCACCUGGCCUUUGAACCAUAGGGGUGACUUCUCUAACGUUCGAGGCAGAAUCCUAGAGAAAACCAGACUCUACAGUCUGCCGUGAGUUCAUUUGGAAAUCUGGAUCUUUCAUCUGAGUCAAGUUUGGGUUGAACUUCUGAAGUCCAGGGGGUGGCAGAAUUACUGAGGAAACAUACAGGUUUUUAAAUGAUUACUUUUGAGUUGUUGACAUAGAAAAGAAUCUCCUUUGUAUGAAGUCUUUUCCUUAACUCUGGGUUGACCUUGGCGUUGGAUUAGUUUCUGGUCCUGACUCCUAACCGUGGAGCAGGGAGAAAUUCAAGUUGACUUUCUUUGAGGCAGGUUCCGGUAAAUCUUGAAAAUUAACGUGAGAAGGAAUAAAGGGGGAAAAUGGAUUAUGAGUUUCAGAGGAAAAAUUGACUCCUCUACCCGGAUCUACAGACACUGAUUGUUGAGAAACUUUCUCUGGUGUACCCUGUCAGAUGAGGUGGACAAGAGAGGACUUGGUUCAUUUCCGAGGGAGUCUCCCUGUUCUGUAGUCUUGUUCAGGAUGACCAGCAUUCCAGUAAAGGACCGAGUAAAGGUGUCUCAGAACUGGAGACUGGGGCGCUGCCGAGAGGGGAUUCUGCUGAAGUGGAGAUGUAGUCAGAUGCCUUGGAUGCAGCUGGAGGAUGCUUCUCUGUACAUAUCUCAGGCUAAUUUCAUCCUGGCCUACCAGUUCCGCCCAGAUGGUGCCAGCUUGAACCGCCGACCCUUCAGAGUCUUCGCUGGGCAUGAUGAGGACGUGUGUCACUUUGUGCUGGCAAACUCGCAUAUCAUCAGUGCAGGGGGAGAUGGGAAGAUUGGUGUUCAUAAGCUCCAUAGCACCUUCACUGUCAAGUACUCAGCCCAUGAGCAGGAGGUGAACUGUGUGGACUGCAAAGGGGGCAUCAUUGUGAGUGGCUCCAGAGACAGGACGGCCAAGGUAUGGCCUUUGGCCUCGGGCCGGCUGGGGCAGUGCUCACACACCAUCCAGACUGAAGACCGGGUCUGGUCCAUUGCUAUCAGCCCAUUACUCAGCUCUUUUGUGACAGGAACAGCUUGUUGUGGGCACUUCUCACCUCUGAGAAUCUGGGACCUCAACAGUGGGCAGCUGAUCACACAUCUGGGCAGUGAUUUCCCCCCAGGGGCUGGGGUGCUGGAUGUCAUGUAUGAGUCCCCCUCUACACUGCUGUCCUGUGGUUACGACACCUAUGUUCGCUACUGGGACCUCCGCACAAGUGCCCGGAAAUGUGUCAUGGAGUGGGAGGAGCCCCACGACAGUACCUUAUACUGCCUGCAGACAGACGGCAACCACCUGCUGGCCACAGGCUCCUCCUACUACGGUGUGGUGCGGCUCUGGGACCGGCGCCAGAGGGCUUGCCUGCAUGCCUUCCCGCUGACAUCGACUCCACUCAGCAGCCCUGUGUACUGCCUGCGAUUCACCACCAGACAUCUCUAUGCCGCCCUGUCUUACAACCUCCACAUCCUAGACUUUCAGAACCCAUGACAAACCAGCCCUGCCUCUGGGCUGGGCAAGUAAGCUAGCUACUCAGGGACCUCUCGUCUGGCACGUGAAGUGACUGCUACCUCACUCCUCUUCCCAGCCCCGCUGUGCCGCACUGUGCUGCUCCUAGACCGGCGGCGGCCACACCACAAGGCCCUGGCACCUGAAGCACCGCCUCCUGGACCCUGGCGUGACUGAUGUAGGCUCUCCCAGUACCUGUGGUCUUAGGAGAAUGGACUUGAACUCAGGUGUGUACAACAGAGUCAAAGUCAGGGCCGGGGCUGGCAAGGCCAACCCUGUCCCCAAGCCCUUCAGAGCACUAUAGCAGCCUGAAGAGUGAGGUGAGGGCCCCCCACCAUCCCAGCUGGAAAAAGAGGUGCAAUUAGUUGCUGGAACUUCUGCUGGUACCAGCCGCCUCCUCAGUCAGGUCUCGACUUUGGCCAACUUCUUGGAGCUGGGGGCUCAUUUCUGAGACACUAGCCUGGUUUUGCUUUGAAACUAAGACAAGGACAAAGGACACCUGUCAGUUUGGGGUUCUGGGCUAGCCAUUCCUCAGGCCAGCUGUGGGAAACGUGCUAUGAUUUUCAUUUUUGUAAAAAUAAAAUUUGGUUGUUCGCAAAUCUGA